Molecule: messenger RNA, 6596 nt
Organism: Rhineura floridana
Lineage: Eukaryota; Metazoa; Chordata; Lepidosauria; Squamata; Rhineuridae
Gene: SIGIRR
Product: single Ig and TIR domain containing
Exons: 11
Coding region: 220-1866 (548 amino acids)
Biological process (GO): signal transduction
Source: RefSeq, a predicted model, not a curated record
UACACUACCCAGAAUGUUCUGCACAGAGAGGUGUGAGGAACCGCCCUUUGCCUACCUGAGCGCAGGCGAUGGGUUCCUAUGGCAACAAGGAAGAAGGUUAUGAAGACUCCUCCCUGUAGCCUCAGCAACAAAAAGUGUUGGCUUCGCGCUAGAGGUUAUUUUUGGGGCAGCUGGGCCAUGGCUUCCUGAAUAGAGGAUGCUGUUCAUGACUAAGCUAAAAUGACUGUGAAAUUGCUCUCUCUUCUGUCUGCACCAUCUGUCCUCUUGGCUUUGUGCUUUGCCACAAGGAGUGAGCAGGAAAGGACAGAAGCUUUGCAAGAUUUAUCAUGUAUGGACCUAGAUCACUUCUACAGCCACACCAUUUUGACUCAACAAGAAUUGGUUAAUCAUUUGUUCUGCCCUUUGGAUAAUCGGAGCCUCCAGCUUCUUCAGUCUGCCUCAGACUUUAACAUCCAGUGGAGCAAAAACUGUCAUCCGCUUAACCUCACUGCCUUAGGCAGUCUGCACAGCACAUUGCAGAACACAACUGCAUACCUCACCUUCGAGCACCCAAAUGCCAGUGAUGCAGGCAACUACACCUGCACGCUCUACUUGAAUGAUCAGAGAAACGCCUCCUUCACUAUCCAGCUGGUCAUGGCAGAUCUUUGCAGUGUGCUUCCCAAGUUCCUUUAUCCCUCCAGCAAUCUGACUUUGCAGCGUGCUUUGGGAAGCCACUUAAUGCUGAACUGCACUGUGCAGCUGCCCUUCAAUAAAAGCUGUGAUCUUAACCUGCACUGGAUGAAAGAUGACCAGUUGUUAGACAAUGAGACCUAUGCUUCUACUCAUUGGUACAGUGACAAUGUAUCAGAGAUAUUCCUCUCCAGCAGUUUGGAGGUGAAUGUGACUACUGAUGAAAAUUACGGAGUUUUUGCCUGCUUGGUUAGAAACAGUACAGCAGUUUUCACGCUGCAAAAAUCAGCAGAGACUGUUGGACAUUUGGGUGCAGUGCUUGCUGCGCUUUUCAUCGUGGCACUGCUUCUACUAAUGGCUGUGAUGUAUGUGAAAUGCCGUCUGAAUGUGCUCCUCUGGUACAGGAACCAUCAUGCAGAACUGGAGAUCAAUGAUGGAAAGAUCUAUGAUGCCUAUGUGUCUUAUGCUAACUCAAUGGAUGAUAGAAAGUUUGUGAACUUCAUAGUGAAGCCACAGCUGGAAAAUCGUCAUGGCUACAAGCUUUUCCUGGAUGAUAAAGACAUUCUGCCCAAUUCAGAACCUUCUGCAGAUUUGAUUAUGAACGUCAGCCGGUGCCGACGCCUCAUUGUGGUUCUCUCUAAUGCAUACCUGGAACAGGAAUGGUGCAACAACAAUUUCAGGGAAGGGCUUUGGAGGCUGCUGGAACUGUCCCGGAGGCCAAUCUUCAUUGCCUUUGAAAGCCAGUACCGGGAAAUAGCACAUCCGGCCAUUAAUUUGCUGAAGCAGCAGAAGAGUGCUGUGACCCUUCUGAUGUGGCGUGCUGGUUCCAUGGUGCCUUCAUCUGAUUUUUGGAAGGAACUAUGUCUCGCCCUGCCACGAAAAGAGUCUUAUCGAGGCCUCAGGGGAGACCCCCAAACCAAUCUUCAGGAAGACAAGGACCCCAUGCUGAUCCUCCAGAACAACUACCUGGAUUUCCGGGAGGAUUCCCAUCCUGAAGGAGACACUGGUGUCAGGGGGCCCAUUUUCAAAGGCCCACCUCCUCACUUUAUUGGCCCUGAUGGUCCACCACUUGGUUCAUUGGAAGAAGUACAGCUUGGGGAAAAACAGCGGAGUGAGAUAGACAUCUCUGAUUUGGGAUCUCGGAACUAUGGAGCCAGAACAGACUUCUAUUGUCUGGUGACAGAAGAUGAUAUAUAAGAGAUGCUGGGAUAGUCCUGUGACACUGGCCAUUUUCAUUAGCAUGAUGUUCGUUGACAAGGAUAAUAUGCUUGGAUAGUUUCUCUGAUCCAUAACAACCAAGUGGGAGUGCUGCAGGGCCCAGGACUCUUCAUCAUUUUUAUCAAUUACUUAGCUGAAGGGUUGGAAGGAAUCCUUGUCAGUUCUGUGGAUGACACAAAAAUGGGAGGGAUCGCUAACACCUGAGAAGAUAGGAAUAAAAUUCAACAUGAUCUUAACAGAUUGGGAAACCAGGCUAACUAAUGCAAUGAAAUUCAGCAGAGGUAAAGCAAAAUUCAGUUAUGCAAGUAUAGGAUGUGUGAGGAUGGGGAGAUAGCUGGCUUGACAAUAGUAUAUGUGAAAUGGAUUUCAGGAUUGCACUCAGUCACAAGCUAACUAUGAGUCAGUGGUAUGAUAUGGCUGCAAAAAAUGCUAAUAGGAUUUUUGACUGCAUUAAUAGACCCAUGGUUUCCAAGUCACCAGAAAUGGAGCUAUUAAAAUGGAGCCAGUUAUGUAGGGGCCAGGUGGUUUCUGGAGGUCUACAAGCAGCAGCUGGAUCUGAAUUGAGGUGGCCUACAGCAUGGGUGGCUAUAUGCCCCCGAACUUUGUCUGGUCCUCCAUCACUUCACCAUUUUGGUGGUGGCAGUGAAAAUUAAAGUAGAGUGCUGGAAGGUAACCCAGCUCUGUGCCUGUACAUGUAGUGUGUGUUUGUGCAUGUGUGUGCCUGGAUAUGCAAGACUAUGGAUGGGAGUGAGAUGUCUACACCCACAACUGGCAUAUGGCCAAUGGAGAGUUUGCCAAGGGUCAAUUUAGACCAAGAAGGUUAACUAUCCCUAGCCUACAGUGUCCCCUUAAAAUGAUUUUAUUAACUUUUCAGCACUGUGAUGGUUGCAAGGAGUUUCUAUUAAUCCUGGGGCAUAUGUGACCCUCUUAGUGCCUUAUACAGUGAAUAUCUUUAGUUUUUAGAACUACUGAGGAUCAAGGAAAGUUGUUAGGAAUGAAUGACUGUAUAGUUAUCAAGUUAUGAUCUGCCCUAGACCCCUGUACUGAGACCCCAGCAACAAGUUUGUCAGACUUCUCUGUUAUUGCUAGCAUCGCUGGAUCAGCCUUGCAGUUUCAGAAAUGGGCUUUGCUGGCCAGCACUGAGGUAACAGAAAAAAGGAAAAUAACAGCAAAUAGGCCUGGCACUGCUGACACCUUGUUCUUGCUGGAAAUAUAUCAGUCAACAGCAGUGUAAUGGAAGCAACAUCUUGGACAAAACUUACCCACGUUAGUAAUUUGGUUUCCAAAUGAAAAAAGUACAUGGACAGCCACAGCCCUUGGACAGCUAGCACUUUCCGAGCGUUACAACCUGAUCCUAAUCACAUUUGCUUGGAGGCUAAGUCCUAUGGAUUACAGUUGACCUUAUUUUCAGGUAUGUUUGUGAGUACAGCCUUAGCUAUUCACUGUUGCUACUAGGUGCGGAUCAGUGCCUAGGAUGGAGUGUGGGGGACUGUAAUGUUGAUGGGAUAUCAACUAAAUCUCAAGAAAAGUGUGGCUUAUGGAAGAGAGAGGAUUUGUAAAGCAAUGACAUUGAAAAUCUAGGAUGAGAAGGUCAAGAUUUACUUGAUGGCAGCCUUUCCCAACCUUUGGGAUCCUAGAUGUUGCUUCCUGACUGUUGGCCAUACUGACUGGGGCUGAUGGGAGUUAUAGUCCAACAACUUCGGGGGACCCAAAGGUUGGAAAAGGCUGCUUUAUGAUUUAGCUAGUAUAAUGGCAAAUGUCUUACAAAGUCUUACUUGUCAGAAGAGGUUGGCAUGGCACAUGGUCUAUUGUCCUGUGCCAGUUUGUUCUCUUGCCAAGCAAGUCCCUGUGCAAGUCACCCACCAGAAAGCCUAACUGCAAUAAUAGCACUUCAAAAUGCCUUUCUUAGGUUGUGUUUAGCUACUGGUGUUGUUUGCUGCCUGAGCACUUCAUAGGACAACUGUUCUUGGUUUAAAAAUUGUGAAUGCACACACAAAAAGUGGUCAUUAUAAGUGAAUGGGUGCUAGCUGUUUUGCAACAUAAGCAAAUGGCUGUUUUGCAACAUAAGCAGACGGUAGUUCAUGGGCUAUCAACAUUAGCCUCAGAGAGCUGAUGUUGUCCUGUUAACUAGCAGCAAGAGGGUUAAGCCCUGACUUGGAAAAACUGGACCUCCUGCAGAUCAGGCCAGAUUGUGUCAGGACUAGGUGAGCACUGCUACCUUGGUCAGUGGAUAAAAACAAUGAGGUUGCGAUAGACAGUAUUGGCAUCCUCAUGAUCCUUAUACAUAUCAAGAUUUAUUCCCUUCCACAAACACUAGCAUUAGCUAGUCUAUCCAUUUCUCUUUGGCAUGUAAGGACAUCCACAGCAGUGCCAUAUGGUGCUCUCACUUGGAUAUAAUUCUUCUGGGUAGGCUAAUGUCUGUUGUCCCUUACUUUCUUCCAGCAAUGGAGAGGUCUAGUCUAGUGAAGGCUGCACGGAGACUCAUUUUCCUUCCAAUCCAACUCUUUAGGUCAAAGCAGAAGUGUGGGAGAUGUUUCCUGAAAGAGGAAAUAUAAUGCACCAUAAGGCAGUCUUAUGCUGGCAACACAUUAUGUCUGCACUGGUCCUCACAGGCCACACAGAUAGGCAGGACUGGCCAGCAUCAAUUGAAGACUCAUAAGCAUAUAGACUGAGGGCAUCAGAGUCGGCUAUGAACGUGUUUGGCCCCUGAAGAAAGCCAUAUGCAAUCACAAUCUUUGAUAAUGGGGAUAGUAGACAACUUUAUUCCUUUCAAAAUCAUUAGAGGGAGAGGAGAGCUCUUCAAUUACUCUAAUCAGUACACUUUUGAAAUACUUCUUUCAUUUUAAAGGGUUUUUCUAAGAAUUUUUCAAAGGCUCGAUCCUUUUGUUAUAUUUGUGCUAGCCCCAAUUUAGUGCCAGAACCAUGGUAUCUUGUUUGCAUGCAAUAAAUGUGUUUUCCCUGUCUAGGAGUUUGAUGUACAUUGCCUAGUAAUAUAAUGCAUUAGAUUACUAAUGUGUUAACAGCAUUAGUUACUAUGACCAAAUCUGGCAAAAAGGUGGCACUAUUUUAUAGCGCUUGCAUAGUUAUAAGUUGCCACAAAGCAGUUGAAAAAAGAUUAUGAAGAGCAUAUUGCUAAAACAUUUUGAAAAUCUAAAAAUUAAAUACAUCAUGAGCAGGAAACCGAUCAAGGAGGCCUUUGCAGCUGUAGAUGGCCAAGGAGUGGUAAGAUUGCUAAAGAAUGAGAGAUUGCAGAGAAAUGGAAUUAUGGGUUUUCGCUGAGGAAGAUGUAAAUACAUAUGAACUGUGUUUUUUUCAGGGAGGAUGUUUGGAAAAGUAAAUAAGUAGAUGUGACCUGAAGUUUUAUGGUUAGAAUUAACCCUCCACAUCCAGAUUACACCCAAGAUUUCUUAAAGAACAAAAAUAUACAAUCUAGCACUAAAAUUGGAUUUAUAACUAGAAAGCAGUCAAUUCUAGGUGUAUAUGUGUUAAGGAACCAUCAGUAAAAUUUGGAAAGUAUGUUAAAGGAGAAUUAUUUGGGAUGCUGAAGACAGCCUUGUUGAGGAAGAGUCCAUGUGGCUUCUGCAACAUGAAGUCCUGUCUCAUCGAUCUUUAGGAGUUCUUAGAGAAUAGCAGUUAAUAUUCUCAACAUGGAUAGAAAUGAUCCAGUGAGCAUUUUCUACAAGUUUUCUCCAAGCUUGACUAUUAAUUACUGUUGUGGCUUCCCUCAAAGAAUCCCAGGAAUUGUAGUUUGGUGAAGGUACUGAGAAUUCUGUUAGAGAACCUUAACCCAAGUCACAGAACUACAGUUCCCAGAGUCAUCUAGAAAGAGAACUGCUAUACCAGAUUGUAAAUAUAUACCAGAGGUAUACCACUGACACAUCAAACAGCAUAAAAGAAAAAAUAACAGCAAUAAAUGGUCAAAGCCUUUAUUAUUUACUUACUAACACAAAUGAAUCUGCUCAGGAUUAGACAAUAUGUGUGGAGCAUGCUCAAACUAGGCAAAAGAUUCUGAUCUCUUGUUAUUUUCCUUUUUUGGUGGUCAUACCCUGAUGACAAUGAGGACAAGCUCUAUUUGGUGAUUGCAUGAAGUAAUAGAUAUGACAGAAGACAACGUUCCUAUACCUUUAAUAGUUGUGUAGAAGACAACGUUUUAGCAGGUACAACAUGUCAUACAGGGAUGAGAAACUGGUUGAAAUUCCUUCUGUGCUGAUCCACUGAGGCUGACCAUCUUACGGGUUUCACACAAAUCAGUGAGUUGUCCUAUCAGUUGCAGUUUGUUCUCUCUAGCAAAAGUAUUGAAGUUGAUUCAGUCCUUCUACCCACUUGCUCUUGGAUAUCACACAACAUUUUUCAGUGUGUCAAGCUCUCGUAAGGCAAAUACAAACAGUUGUCUAGACCAGAAUACCUCUACCUUUGUUGAAGAGCCUAAGAUCCCAUUUAGUUCCCAAGAGAUUUCUCUCCACCAAAGGAUAUAGUUACUGCUUGCUAUGAUCAUUAUGGUUUAACUAAGUGUAUUUUACCUACGAAUGUGCCAUAGGCUCUGGCUGUCUUCACAGGAUGGCAUAAUAGCCCAUUUUUCUCCUUGGGGUACAGCAAACAGACCUUGUGGCUAAGGUUUUAAAUCUUGCAUCCAGUGUGUUCAUUUGAGGGGUCUAUGUGGAGAGCAGAGCCAUGGCUCUGCCAAACAGCAUUAGCAGCAGGCAGAUAAA